Messenger RNA from Arvicola amphibius (Eurasian water vole), 5437 nucleotides. It is a transcript of the gene Gramd1b, whose product is annotated as GRAM domain containing 1B. The transcript is spliced from 17 exons. Gene Ontology annotation, molecular function: sterol binding; sterol transfer activity. Gene Ontology annotation, cellular component: endoplasmic reticulum-plasma membrane contact site; endoplasmic reticulum membrane; plasma membrane. The record is from RefSeq and is a predicted model, not a curated record. NCBI's taxonomy places the organism in Eukaryota, Metazoa, Chordata, Mammalia, Rodentia, Cricetidae. The coding region runs from base 522 to 2618 and encodes 698 amino acids. Gene Ontology annotation, biological process: intracellular sterol transport.
CUCCCCGGAGCUCCUGAAGAGUCACUUGUGAGUCACUCUGAGUGUGAGUAGCUAGUGGAAAUAGACCUCUGGACCCAGCUGUGGGUCACCCUGCUCUGUAGAGUUUGCCUGUUCACGUGGGGCUGCCCUUCCACAACUCUCAGCCCGUGUUGCGUACCUGCUGUGUCUAUGUCUUUGCGCCUCACCUGGACUCCUUAGUGGCUGCACCUACCAGGGACUAUCGCCUGACCACACCCCGUCGGGGCUGCCCCCGGACUGAAGAUGGGAAGGAUAAAGAGGAGUCCAGCUGUGGAACACUGGCCAUCCAGCCCGCUCUGAGACCCAUGCUUCUUAUAGCCUCUCAUCUGUGAGAGUUUGCACAGGGAGCACGGCUCUAAGAGAGGAUUGUCUAGACCCUCUGUGCAGAAGCCCGAGAUCACCUGGGUUCAGUCCAGGCUAGACUCACUGCUUUCAUUCUGAGGGAACCUGAGGAUCAGCGUUAAGGACCUGGGGGCCCUCGCCUGGGACAUUUGUUGGGGGUGAUGGAAUCACUGACAGAGUCUGGGGUCCUCUGGAGCCUCCUGCUGGAACGGGAUAGCCAGUCUCUGCUGUGGUACUUGAAGACACUUGCUGAAGCACCUGUUGGUGCAGAAUGCUACUGCUGGCAUGGAUCUGAGAAAAUCCCAGCCGUAUUAAGCCCCACUUACAAGCAGAGAAAUGAAGACUUCAGAAAGCUCUUUAAGCAACUUCCAGACACGGAGCGCCUCAUUGUUGAUUACUCUUGUGCACUCCAAAGAGACAUUCUUCUUCAGGGCCGACUCUACCUCUCAGAAAACUGGAUCUGCUUCUACAGCAACAUCUUCCGAUGGGAAACUUUGCUAACAGUCCGUUUGAAAGAUAUUUGCUCCAUGACUAAAGAGAAAACAGCUCGCCUCAUUCCCAAUGCCAUCCAAGUCUGUACUGAUUCAGAAAAGCACUUUUUUACUUCAUUUGGGGCCCGGGAUAGGACAUACAUGAUGAUGUUCCGGCUCUGGCAGAAUGCUCUCCUUGAAAAGCCCUUAUGCCCCAAGGAGCUCUGGCACUUCGUCCACCAGUGCUACGGGAACGAGCUGGGUCUCACCAGUGAUGAUGAGGACUACGUGCCUCCAGACGAUGACUUCAACACCAUGGGCUACUGUGAAGAGAUUCCUGUAGAAGAGAAUGAAGUGAAUGACAGCUCAUCCAAAAGCAGCAUAGAAACCAAGCCUGAUGCCAGCCCGCAGCUGCCCAAGAAGUCCAUCACCAACAGCACGCUGACCUCUACCGGAAGCAGUGAAGCCCCUGUCUCGUUUGAUGGCUUGCCGCUGGAGGAAGAGGUGAUGGAGGGUGAUGGGUCCCUGGAGAAGGAGCUUGCCAUCGACAACAUCAUAGGAGAGAAGAUCGAGAUCAUUGCACCUGUGACCUCCCCUUCGCUGGACUUCAACGACAAUGAGGAUAUCCCGACCGAGCUCAGUGAUUCUUCAGACACCCAUGAUGAAGGGGAGGUCCAGGCCUUCUAUGAGGACCUGAGUGGAAGGCAGUAUGUGAACGAGGUCUUCAACUUCAGCGUGGACAAACUCUACGACCUGCUCUUCACCACCUCACCCUUCCUCCGGGACUUCAUGGAGCAGCGGCGCUUCUCUGAUAUCAUCUUCCAUCCAUGGAAAAAGGAGGAGAAUGGAAACCAGAGCCGCGUGAUCCUCUACACGAUCACCCUCACUAACCCCCUGGCUCCCAAAACCGCCACUGUCAGGGAGACACAGACCAUGUACAAAGCGAGUCAGGAGAGUGAAUGCUACGUGAUAGACGCUGAAGUCCUUACCCAUGACGUGCCAUACCACGAUUACUUCUACACCAUCAACCGCUACACCCUCACCCGCGUGGCCCGGAACAAGAGUCGACUCAGGGUUUCCACAGAGCUCCGCUACCGAAAACAGCCCUGGGGCUUUGUAAAAACUUUCAUUGAGAAGAACUUCUGGAGCGGAUUGGAGGACUACUUCCGCCAUCUAGAGUCUGAGCUAACCAAAACAGAGAGUACCUACCUGGCCGAGAUGCACAGACAGUCACCCAAGGAAAAGGCCAGUAAGUCUUCAGCAGUACGGAGGAGGAAGCGCCCCCAUGCCCACCUGCGGGUACCUCACCUGGAAGAGGUGAUGAGCCCUGUCACCACACCCACUGAUGAAGAUGUGGGCCACAGGAUCAAGCACGUGGCAGGUUCCACGCAGACGCGGCAUAUCCCCGAGGACACUCCCAAUGGUUUUCACCUACAAAGUGUGUCCAAGCUGCUGCUGGUUAUCAGCUGUGUUCUGGUGCUGCUGGUCAUCCUUAACAUGAUGCUCUUUUACAAGCUGUGGAUGCUGGAAUACACCACACAGACCCUCACUGCCUGGCAGGGUCUCAGGCUCCAGGAAAGGUUACCCCAGUCACAGACAGAAUGGGCCCAGCUAUUAGAAUCCCAACAAAAGUACCAUGAUACCGAGCUCCAGAAGUGGAGGGAGAUCAUCAAAUCCUCAGUGAUGCUCCUGGACCAGAUGAAGGACUCACUCAUCAACCUUCAGAAUGGCAUCAGGUCCCGAGACUACACGUCUGAAAGCGACGAGAAGAGGAACCGCUAUCAUUGACAAGGCAGGACCAGGGGUGGCUGCAAGAGGCCUGUGCAAUACAUGUACAUAGACCCUAUAAAUAUAUAUAUAAAUAUAUAUAUAUAUAUACAGAAUAUAAAUAUAUAUUAUAUACAGAUUUUAAAAAAUGAGAUAAUGCCUAUGUACCAGGGAGAAGGAGCGGGAACUCCCGCCCCCUGUGCCGGCCAGAGCAGCGUUUUCCCUCCACCGUGGAGGGACCGAGGAGGGCAGGGACCACCUCUCAGCACCAACCUCCCCUGACCCUCCUCUUCCCAUCUUCUGUUCCUCACCUCUUCCCUUGCUGGCCAUUCUUGGCCCUUAGAAGGGAAAUGUGGCUGAGCCAAAGUUAAUGCCUGUGAAGACCCAUGGGUCUUCAAAGACGUUCCAAGAGGGCAUUGCUUACGGUGCUUCAUUCCCUAACCGUCUUUUGAUUUGUCUCUAGAGUAAAAGAGAAACUGUUCUUCCCCCCACCCAGUGCUUCCCCAGGCCUUCUCUUGGGAACAGGAAGAAUGGAGAGGGCAGGAGCCCCAUCCAAAGUCCCCCAGGAGACCAUUGGUUAGGACCACAUUGAAAGCCAGGUGGCGAGGACUGUGAAGAGGCUGAAUUUGUGGGCCUGGGCUGUGGGGCUGCAGGCUCCUCAGCUCUGGCAUCUGAAGGGAAUUCUCCUCAGCCACCCCCACACCUUCUUCUGACCUGAGUAGGUUGUGGAACCCACAAGGGCUGGGACUUUCUAACUCUCCCACUCCCUUUCUCUCUGCUCUUCUCCCAGGCUGGCUCUGGAGAAGUGUCACUUUUUAGUGCCUAAAGUCCUAUUGUUUCUCUGUGCCCUAAGAGCACAUUGUUUCUUAGCCAGGGUGGAGCCUUUUUGACCUUGUUUAAAAAAAAAAAAACAAAACAAAAAACAAAAACCUCUUUUAGUGGUUAUGAACCAGUCAGGUCUGUGGCUCUAAUUCUUUCCCUUUGAGCUGUGAGUUUGAUGUCCAGGGUAAGUCAGGGUGUCCUAGUCCCUCCAGGCUUUAGGAGACAGAGAACAUUCUAGAAACAUGGAUUACAUGGCUUGCCCAGAAUCUCAUAUGUGUAGUUUGCACAGUAGCCAAGCCACUCAGAGGGCUAAAUAGCAUCCUUAACUCUUGGUAGAGAACCAGUGUUAGCAAUAAAGGCAGUUGUUUCGGGAAAAUGUGUGAGCCACCAGAGGGAGGAUUUGGCACAGAUGCGUAUGUUUGGUUAGGGAGAGGCCAAGUGAAACCUGGCCUCCACAGAGGCCACCUCAGUUCUGUUUCUCAGGUUUAGGAGUGGGGGCUCUAAUGGGUAUGUGUGUGCAAAUCUCUUUAUAAUCUCUGGCCCCAAUGAGCUAUAAAGUCACCAGGAAAUAAAAGGAAGAUGCUACGUUAGGAACUUGAGCCAGUCAGGGCCUGGCUUUCUUAAUGUUAGCCCAUCAGGACUCAGGCUUUUACAUGAUCUCAAGGGGCCCUUCUGGGCAGAUUCAUCAUCCUCCCUUUGAGUAUCUCCUGCUCUUCCAUCAGAUGACUUAAGGACUCCUGCCAGCCCCAGGCAGAGCUCAUGUUGGUCCAUAGUAGUAAAGAACUGCUUCCAGGUUGGCAUGGAAGCUUCUCUGAGCUGGCCACUUCUCAAGUCCAGAGGAAGACAGAACCACAGAUUUCCCAGAGCAUCAGUACAAAGGGAACAAGAUGGUGCUGGUUAUCUAUGCCAGGAGAAAGUUACCUUCUCCUCUUAGCAUUGUCAGAACAUUCCAUUUGGGCAGUGAAAGAAAGAAAGGCAUUGAUAUUGCAGUGUCCUGGAGAAUUGGGCCUUGGUGUUUCUUGAAGGGCAGAAUCAGAAAAUAGGAUGUAACCCUGGAUCAUCCUCUGAUGACGGGAGAAGGAGGCCCAGUGCCUAGCUAGCAUCACUAGCGCUCUUCCGGGAAAGCAGGGGUGAAGAAAUGCAUUCAUUGUUCCUCUAGAGUGGAAAAAGACCAGUUGGUUGUCACUUGGUUGUUCAGGGUUUUGAGGGCUUUGCUGGUGAUGAUCUAGACCCAUGAGCCCUGAGACAAAGAAGGGAGAAUGGUCCCAUUUGAAAUGCUAGGCAGUUUCCUCUUGGAAUAGCCAGAAGCUAAAAGUAUUCCCAGAAACUUUUUGAAAACCAAAUUGGAAACUCCAAAUUUAUUGCGUUUGUAGUUAUUUACUUAAGUUGAAUUGUUAAAGUAGCCGUGGAUCCUUUCAGAUGAAUUCAAAGGUAUUCACUUGGGGGUCGGUGAGAGGCCAAGUAAAGUAACAGAAGGAGCCCUGACCACAGAGAGCUGCUUUUCUUUGGCCGGCAGGAUCAUUUAGAGGAGGAAAAGCCCUGAUUUGUCCUAGAGAGCCUUCUGUUUUCUGAUGAACCCAGAUUUUAUAUAUCAUAUGAGGAAUAUAUAUCAUAUGAGGAAUAGCCCCCAGGAUCCCAGCUUUCCUGUGAGUUGCUUUUGUCUUAGCAUUAGCUUGGGCUUUUAAACCAGGAAGAAACCAACAACUCAGUUUGUUCCCAAACACAACCCCCUCCCCACCCUUAGUCAAUACUUUGUGAGAGAGAAGGGAACUCACCCUUUUGCAACCAAAGCAAGUGCCCUGGACGAUAGCCCAGCAAAUAGCUAGCUGUCUGCAGGAGGUCAUGGAAGCUGGCAUGCAUUGCGUGCCUUCUUCCAGCUGGCAGGUUUUCUCUGUUUGUCCGUUGUAGAUAUAUAUUGAUCUUUCUGUAUGGAUUUGUGCUUUCGCUGGACCAAGAAUGGCGAGAUCUGGGCUUGAGUCUUGACUGUGCUGUUGGAAAGUUGUGCGACCUUGGUUAAG